Molecule: messenger RNA, 1023 nt
Organism: Hevea brasiliensis (rubber tree)
Lineage: Eukaryota; Viridiplantae; Streptophyta; Magnoliopsida; Malpighiales; Euphorbiaceae
Product: cyclin-dependent protein kinase inhibitor SMR6-like
Exons: 1
Coding region: 396-719 (107 amino acids)
Biological process (GO): regulation of DNA endoreduplication
Source: RefSeq, a predicted model, not a curated record
GUAAAAACACAGACUUCUACAUUAACCGUUGCUCUUCCCUUCAUUUAAAGCUUCUUUCUUUCUUUUCUUUUUUAAAAAGUUUUUCUCUCAAUUCCAUUAAAACUUUCUCUCUGAUUCAGUACUGACAUAGAUGUCCCCUCUCCUCCAGACUUCUAGCUUCUUUAGAACUCUUUUCUCUCUCGGAAAUAACCUUUCCUUUCCAUUUUCUUUUCCUUUCUUUCUUUCCUUCACUUUCCUUCUGGUUUCAUUUGAUUCUCAGCCAAUCCCCAUACGGUCACUAUACCCCUUUUCUUUAUUCUCUGUAUGCUUUAUUCCCUAUUCUCUAGCUGGCUAGAUAGCUAGCUUCCUGUUCCUAUAUUACUUGAAGGGUUUUCUUUGUUUCUUCAAUCCAAAGCAUGGGGUUCUCAGAGAAGCCUCAAGUUGAUUCUGGGUUGGAAUUGGAUUCUAAAAAAUGGGUUAUUGCAGGAAUUCCUUUAAGAGCUCCUUUAAAGCCAAUUUUUACAAAUCCUGUAGAGAAAGAAAGCGAAACUGAUGAGUGUUCGACGACGACCACCACACCGACAAGUGAAGAUGCUAGAAUUCCGACGAGACUGACAUGCCCGCCAGCACCCAAGAAGAGAAAGGCUACUUUGAAAUGCAGUUACAGUGGUGUUAGAGAGUUCUUUACUCCUCCUGACUUGGAAACUGUUUAUAUACGCCAUGUUGAAAGGGCUAAGUAACUGAUUGAUUGCUGAUCAAGUUUCGCAGGCUUUUCUGCCUCUUCGCGAUUUGCUUCCUUUUCCCUUUCUAAAUUCUCUCUCAUAACUUUAUAGUUUUCUUUGUUUCCUUAGUUUUUCAGCUAGGGCACUUUUAAUUAGCUAGUGUUUAUUUAGGAGAGGAGCUUGUGUACAGCUUGUAUAUGUAAAGAAAAGCUACAAUUUAGCUGGCUAGCAUUCGAAGCUCAUUUGCUCUCUCUCUCACUCACAAGCUUCAUGUUAUGGUUAUAUUAUUAUUAUUAACAAGCUUCUUUAAUUUCCUUUUGUA